This is a messenger RNA of Dioscorea cayenensis subsp. rotundata (Guinea yam), 3182 nucleotides long. RefSeq names its product nuclear intron maturase 2, mitochondrial. NCBI's taxonomy places the organism in Eukaryota, Viridiplantae, Streptophyta, Magnoliopsida, Dioscoreales, Dioscoreaceae. The record is from RefSeq and is a predicted model, not a curated record. The transcript has 2 exons. Gene Ontology annotation, biological process: mRNA processing. Bases 55 to 2193 code for a protein of 712 amino acids.
CCCUUGUCUUCUCCUUCGUCGCUGAAGGAAGAACCCUACUGCAUCUCCGGCGAGAUGCUCCGCCACAUUCCCUGCCGUCUUCUCCGGCCCAUAUCACCGAUGAUGCAUCGCAUCUCCUUCUUCUCUACCGCUCCCACGCCGCCACCAUACCGCCAGCGCCGCGUCCUCGAACCCCCUUCUGAUGAGCUCCCCCAGCUUCCCGACCCGAUCUCCACCCUAUCCAACCUCUGGAUCACCAACUUCCGCUCCCCAACCUCUUCGCCUCCUCCCCUUUCCCCUCUCCUCUCCCGGCCUGAGCUCUGGCUCCUCGCCUACCAGAAGGCCGCUGCCGAUGCCACGGGAUCCUACCAAACCCGCUCCUCCAUCCCCCGGUCCACCCUGGACGCGCUCCUCGCCCUCCGCAAUGCCGUUCUCGAUGGUCGUUUCCGCUGGGGCGGCCGCCUCAACCUCCUCCUCCGCGCUCCCAACGACAAGACCGAUCCUUCCACUCUUUCCAAGCGUAAGAUCCGCCAUCUCCUCACCUCCUCCCAGCCUCCCCCUUUCCAGGACCGCGUCGUCCAGGAGAUCCUCCUCAUGCUCCUCGAGCCCGUCUAUGAAGCCCGCUUCUCCUCCAAGUCCUUUGCUUUCCGCCCUGGCCGCACCGCCCACACCGUCAUCCGCACUAUCCGCCGGAACUUCGCCGGCUACUUGUGGUACGUUAAGGGUGAUCUCUCUUCGGUUUUUGAAAGUAUUGAUACUGGUUUGGUCCUCAAUGCCGUGAUUCGUGAUGUUCGUGAUAAAAAGAUCGUAGAUUUGAUCAAGUCCGCGCUUGUCACUCCAGUUAUUGUUGGUCGUCCUGAGAAUGAAGAGGAGAGAAAGAAGAAGAAGAAGAAGAGGAAGUAUCAGAAGAAGAAGGUGUUAGCUGAGGAUGAACCAAAGCCUGAUCCUUACUGGCUCCAAACCUUCUUUGGGUUUGCGCCAGAGGAAGCAGCAAAGGUUCCGGAUUGGGGACAUUGCGGUUCACUGAGUCCAUUGCUUGCUAAUCUGGUUCUCGAUGAAUUGGAUAAGUGGGUGGAGGAGAAGAUCAAGGAGUUUUACAAGCCUUCCAAAAGUGAUGUUAUUUGGAAUAGUGAGGAAGGGGAUGGGGAGCAAGGUAACACCUCUUGGCCGGAAUUUGUACCAACUAGUGGCCCGGAUAAGACCAGGAAGAUGGAUUAUAUUCGGUAUGGCGGGCAUUUCCUUAUCGGUAUUAGGGGACCUCGGGCUGAUGCUGCGGUGCUGAGGAAGCAGUUGAUUGAGUUUGUCGAUCAGAGGUUUCAGCUCAAGUUGGACAAUGAGAGCCUUCCAAUUGAACACAUCACUAAGGGGAUAAUGUUUCUUGACCAUGUUCUGUGUCGACGUGUGGUUUACCCAACACUUCGAUACACCGCAACAGGUGGUAAGAUCAUCAGUGAGAAGGGUGUAGGCACACUGUUGUCAGUCACAGCAAGCUUGAAGCAGUGCAUUAAGCAGUUUCGGAGGCUGGAAUUCUUGAAAGGUGAUAGGGAUCCUGACCCACAACCUUGUUUUAGGAUGUUCCAUGCUACACAAGCACACACCAAUGCACAGAUGAACAAGUUCUUGUCCACCAUGGUAGAAUGGUACCGAUAUGCAGAUAACAGAAAGAAAAUUGUGAACUUCUGUUCUUAUAUCAUUAGGGGUUCACUUGCAAAGCUUUAUGCUGCUAAGUACAAGCUUCGUUCUAGGGCUAAGGUUUACAAGAUUGCAUCAAGAAAUCUUAGCCGACCAUUGAAGGAUAAGAAGGGUCAAUCUCCGGAGUACCAGAACUUGUUGAGAAUGGGUCUUUUGGAUUCCAUUGAUGGUCUGCAGUUCACCCGGAUGUCUCUUGUUCCUGACACAGACUACACUCCGUUUCCAAGUGGAUGGAGGCCGGAGCAUGAGAAAAUUAUAUUAGAAUACCUAAGGCUGGAGGACCCAAUGACCUUGGAGGAGCAGCGAAAGGCUCUUAGAGAAGAGGGGCUUAUAACGCCGCAGGAUUAUAUGUCCAUUCUUGUUUGGAAUUAUAAGAAGAAUGCACUUAUGUUGCCGCCAUUAGGAGCAGGCAAUACUCAAAGAGCUAAGGAAGAGCUUUUGAGAUUGGAUAAGCAUGAGGGUAAGUUUGAAUCAGGCGACGAGGAAGAGAGUGGAAGUGUUAUGCAGGCUGCACAGAUGUGAUAGUUGUGUUCUAACAUUCAAUUCUACAUUAUACGUAUUAAUAUUUCAUGGAUAAAUUUGAAGGAAAGAUCUUCAUAACAGUUUGGUCUGGGAAGCCGGUCCAUGUAUGAUGUUAGAAUGUAUCCUGUAAAUUAAAUAGAUUUUACUCUUUCUGAUGAAUGAGAAGUGAAGAGAAGUGCAUUCCUUCCAUGGCUGCUGCUGAUUGGCUAAAGAUUUGCCAGAGUGAUCUAUUUUCCUUUUGGAUUACUCUCAACUUUUUCCUGGGAGUGGUAUGAAAGAGAGCUUUGGUGAUGCGUUAUGCCCUGCUAAAUGAUAGAUGAUUGAAAGUUGAAACACAGAGAACCUUGAUGAGGUCUAGAGAUUGCACACUGGGCAAGGUUAGCCAUCUGCCUUUUUGUACAGCUAUUUUAUUCUGCAAUGUUAUAUGAGUACCUGUUGAAUUUGUUUGAAGAUGAUACACCUGUAUCUUGAUUCAGAUUUUAUGCAUUUGCAUACCCAAUGUGCUCUUUUUUCUUUUCUCGAAUUGCUCGUAUUAGUUUAGGUCACAUUGAUUGGUAAUGAAAAAGAGCUGAUAGUUCCAAUUGACUAUUUAUAGUUAAUGCUGUAUUAACUGAUCUUGCCUUGGUUAGUGAAGGUUGUAUUUUAAUAAUAUGAAGAAGCAAAUUAACUGUCAUUUAUAUUUUCUUCAAGAAGCAAUUUAGAGGACAGAUGCAAUGAAGUAGAAGUUAAUUUUAAUGAGAAUCAGUUAAGUCAUUGUUGUAUAAGGAUUUAGAAACAGCUAACUAUCAAAUAAUUAAAUGUACUAAACUGAAUAUAUUUGUGAAAUUAACAUGUGUUGUUGCGGUUGUAUAUUGUAGCUUGGUAAUAGAUCUUUUGCAACUUUAUAUUUAGCUACAUAUUCUUGCUUUUUCAUCUUUUGAGUUAUAAAAACCAUGAGAGGUUCUCUAUUGAAACUGUUUUUGCCUUUUGUAAUGUUAGGUCAGAGAAAA